AGUCUCAGGGAGACGGAGAGGGAGAGAGAGAGAGAGGAGAGAGAAUCCAAAAUGAGAAAAAUGGAAAUCCAAUAAUGCCAACUUAUUGAACUCAACGGCCUCCUUCGAGCGACAGAAAGUCCAAUUCUAGUUCUAGAGAGAGAGAGAGAGAGAGGGAAAGAGGAGAGAUGAUGUCUGAAAAAGAUCGAUUUACAUCGAUUUUAGUUACUAUUUUUUUUCUCUUCUGAUUGAAAUGAAAGCUGUUUGUGCUUGGCCAGCAGUCUUCUUAUUCUAAAGCAUAAAUAAGCAGGUUGGGGAAGAGAGAGGAAUUCUUUUCUUCAUUUGGUAAAAUGUGUUGCUUAAUCUAUCCGUGCCCUAGAUCCACGUCUUCAGCAAGCUUCAUCAUCAUCAACGAAACCUAGCCCUAGAUCAGUGUCUAGGGUUUCAUUUCUUCUCAUUUGUUGCGUAAUGCUUCAAGGUAGUUUGUAUUUGAUGCCUCUUGAGUUCUGUUUAAAGUUUCAAGGUUUUUUGGUGCGGGAAUGUCUGAGGCAAGACAUUGAAUUUCUGACGAAGUUACUGUUAUUGGUAUGAUUUUUUUCUCUAAUUGAUCGGUUCUCAAUGAGAAGGAUCUUUUGGAAGGAGUUGAAUCUUGUAUCUUAGGUGGAUUCUUUUAUGUACUCUCUUAGGUUGGAUGUUGACAGAUGUUGAAGAAGAGGAGUUCACAGAAAGCCAAUCUCGCGGCUGUGGUGAUCUGCUUUAGUGAAGAGAGCUUGCUUUGGAGUUGCUUUGGCUCACAAUGAGCUGCAUUUGUUGUAAGGCGUCUGCCAUUGAAGAUAGUAGGGAGAGCCCGAGAGAGAGGUUAUCGAAUAAAUCGUCGUCGGAUUUGCGGGUGCCUCGGGCGGUUUCUUCUAGGAGAGAGGAAGCAUUUCGAGGGAAGGAUAGACCGGAUGGUAGAGAGGGGAAGGCUACGUUGGUUGAAAAGCAAGGGAAUGGUUCGAUUCGGUUGCAUGGGGGUAAUUUUGAGAGGAAGAGGGAGAAGGCUGAAUAUGCAUUUGUUCAUCAUCCGGUUAUGGGCAGCAUUCCGAAGGCCACGGAAGGGGAGCAGAUUGCAGCAGGUUGGCCUCCUUGGCUUGCCGCGGUGGCUGGAGAAGCUAUCAGGGGCUGGGUACCACGGCGUGCAGAUUCAUUCGAGAAACUAGAUAAAAUUGGCCAAGGAACUUACAGUAAUGUUUACAGAGCCCGGGAUCUUGAUCAAGGGAAAAUUGUUGCAUUAAAGAAAGUACGGUUUGAUAACCUGGAACCUGAAAGUGUUCGCUUUAUGGCUAGGGAAAUCCACAUUUUGCGUAGGCUUGAUCACCCAAACAUAAUAAAAUUGGAAGGCUUGGUAACUUCACGGAUGUCUUGCAGCUUAUACCUUGUCUUUGAGUAUAUGGAGCAUGAUCUUGCUGGCCUUGCUUCAUUUCCUGGUCUCAAGUUCACAGAACCACAGGUUAAGUGUUACAUGCAACAACUCCUACUUGGACUUGAUCAUUGUCAUAGUCGUAGCAUUUUGCAUCGGGACAUAAAGGGUUCAAAUCUUCUGAUUGACAAUAAUGGCACCCUGAAGAUUGCAGACUUUGGCUUGGCAAGUUUUUUUGAUCCUCAUCAAAAUCAUCCAUUGACCAGCCGAGUUGUCACUCUUUGGUAUCGACCACCAGAGCUUUUGCUUGGAGCUACUCAUUAUGGAAUUGCAGUGGACUUGUGGAGUACUGGAUGCAUACUUGCAGAAUUAUAUGCAGGCAAGCCUAUCAUGCCCGGAAGAACAGAGGUCGAGCAGUUGCACAAAAUUUUCAAGCUUUGUGGUUCACCAUCUGAGGAAUAUUGGAGGAAGUCAAAAUUGCCACAUGCAACCAUUUUCAAACCACAACAACCUUAUAGACGAUGUGUCGCAGAAGUAUUUAAAGACUUCCCUCCUGCAGCUUUAGAGCUUAUGGAAAUGUUACUUUCUAUAGAUCCUGCAGAUCGUGGAACUGCAGCUUCUGCUCUUAAGAGUGAGUUCUUUACAAUGAAGCCACUUCCAUGUGAUCCUUCAAGCUUGCCCAAGUAUCCUCCCAGCAAGGAGUUUGAUGCAAAAGUACGGGAUGAAGAAGCUAGAAGGCAAGGAGCAACAGGUGGUAAGGGACAAAGGUCUGACCUUGAAAGGAAAGGGCCAAGAGAAUCUAGGGCGAUUCCAGCACCUGAUGCCAAUGCUGAGUUGGUUUUGUCAAUGCAGAAACGGGGCCAGUCCAAUUCCAAGAGUCGGAGUGAGAUGUUCAAUCCUCAUCAAGAAGAAGUUGCGUCUGGUUUUCCAAUUGACCCACCUAGACGAUCACAGGACAUAGAAGAAGUGAGCAAAGAUACCCAGGGGCAUUUUCAUAAAAGAGCUUCACAUUCAGGGCCAUUGGUUCACAGGUCUGCUUGGUCCAAGACUGGGAAGAACCUGGAUGAUGCUCCAAAGGUUUCAAAUGGGUCUGACCUAUCAGCACUGUCUAGAUUAGUAGCGGCAAGAAAUUUGUUGUCUGAUGAUCGCAGGGAAAAAUCUGGUCCUUCACAACUGGAUGUAACAAACCUAAUUAGCAAGCUUCCUGGAUCGUUUAAUGAAGCCUCUGAAUCUAGCGCAAAGGAGGAUCGGAAGCUUCAUACCCAAGUUUUUGUGGGUUCUCAUCAGAAAGAAGAUGGAAGGGCCAGCAACAAGGAGCAACUUCUGGGUUAUGGAUCUAAGGGCAACAAGAUUCACUAUUCUGGCCCACUACUAGUUCCUUCAGGCAAUGUAGACCAGAUGCUCAAGGAUCAUGAUCGCCAGAUACAAGAAGCCGUUCGACGAGCACGGCUCGACAAGGCAAAAUAUAGGAAACUUCGGGCCGAGGGUAACCCAAUAUUUGCCUCUGGCCGUGGAGCUGUAUAAGAUGAUAAUGUACCAAAUAGAAGAUUUUUCCUGUCGAGGGAGAGAGGGAGAGAGAUCACAUAGAAAAGUAAGAGUGGUGGUCAGCUCCCUUGGUCGGGUAAUAUAAUCAGGUGUAGCCGUGUGGGGGGAUUUAUGUAUAGGGGGGUGUUGUAAGGAAGCCAAGCCUGGAGUGGAAAUGAUGAAUCAAUACUGGCCUUUGGUGCCAAGUUCAUAUCCCGUCAACGUAAUCACUUCUGUACCCAUCCUGAUCUGCAGCCCUGUUUAAAGCAUUUCUUUCUCAGUUAGCCACACGCUCAGCUCAGUUAACAACAGUGGAGUGUUCCUUUUUUA
Molecule: messenger RNA, 3232 nt
Organism: Nelumbo nucifera (sacred lotus)
Lineage: Eukaryota; Viridiplantae; Streptophyta; Magnoliopsida; Proteales; Nelumbonaceae
Product: putative serine/threonine-protein kinase At1g54610
Biological process (GO): positive regulation of transcription elongation by RNA polymerase II; protein phosphorylation
Cellular component (GO): cyclin-dependent protein kinase holoenzyme complex; nucleus
Molecular function (GO): ATP binding; RNA polymerase II CTD heptapeptide repeat kinase activity
Source: RefSeq, a predicted model, not a curated record